Messenger RNA from Coprinopsis cinerea okayama7#130, 3636 nucleotides. RefSeq lists its product as hypothetical. The record is from RefSeq and is a predicted model, not a curated record. Gene Ontology annotation, cellular component: nucleus. Gene Ontology annotation, molecular function: zinc ion binding; histone methyltransferase activity; protein binding. The transcript is spliced from 11 exons. NCBI's taxonomy places the organism in Eukaryota, Fungi, Basidiomycota, Agaricomycetes, Agaricales, Psathyrellaceae. Bases 1 to 3636 code for a protein of 1211 amino acids.
AUGCGUGGACUUGUCCACGACUACAAACCAGCCCGUAUGCGAGAAGAGCAAGAUUCUGCAUUACCUGGGUGGGAGGUUCUUCCAACUCAGCGAGCUGGUUCAGACAUCGACGAUGAGGACGACGACGACGACGGUGAGGAUGACGAAGAGCAAGUCGACCAACUAAGCCCGCCGAGGCCAACACAAUAUACUGGAAAGCGGCCCCUUUAUCGUCCAUCGUUAAUGAAAAGGCCACCCGAGAGCCAGAUUGGGGGAAGAUCCAACACUCGUGAACGUGCACCUGUUGCAUCGACCUCUUCACAGCGACAAACUGCAGCUAAUGGCGAUGAUGACGAGCCGGCUACGGUUGUCACUGAACACGACUCGUCCCCUCAGGACCACCCUUCGCGAGCUCAUCAGACUGCACGAAAGUCAACUGGCAAAAAACGUGUUCCCCCUUCUGCCAAAUCACUUGGAUCUGAGGCCGCUCCGUCUGCAAGCUCUGCAUCGCGACCACUACUGGCAGAGAAUCCAUCUGCUGGCUCCAGUCGCAGCUCACCCAGUGGUUCGACAUCUACUGAGAAACAACCGAGAAGAACCUUAGCAAGGAAGUCGACUGGAGGUCCUAAUUAUGGCCGGGUUCGUCGACUGCGUCCAGUUGUUGCUCGUCCACGUCCAUCUGUUACCUCAACCUCGAAUGCUUGGACCGGGCCUUCCACUGCCGAUCGUACUCGGCGUUCCCCUAGCGUUAUCUGUAUAUCUUCCGACGAAGAUGAAGCUCCCCUUCUACCUCGCCCUUCCACUACUAAAGUCAAGAAACCUCCCCCGAGAAAGAGCGACACAGGUAAACAAGCCGGGCCAUCAAGUUUUUCUGCUCUUUUCUCCCCUGCUAAGAAGACAACAAAUGGCGCUGGAAGAGAAGGGAGCCAGGGAUGGGAUAAUUUCGCUGCAAGCCUGAACAACGCCCUACAGCAGCAGCAAGGUACUAGCGCCAAUCGUCCCAGCAUAAGAUCUACAGACCAACCCGCCGACCCCGGGCCCUCCACAUCAACCACACGCCGCCCCGCCAGUCCAGCCAAACAAACAACGCUGGAUGGCUACGUUCAAUCGCGACCUAGUAGUCCGACCAAGCAAAGCACGUUGGAUGGCUUUGUUGCAUCACGACCGGGACCCAUUUCAAGGACCACCAACGAGGGAGAUGCCACAAUGGCGUAUACGCCGUCCGAUUUUGAUGGAAAUCAAGACGAGUAUGCCCCUCCCGAACACCACGUAAUUGAACCUGACAUGCGGGGCAUGGAAGAGGCUUUAGGUUUCAGUGUAAGUGCCUUUGCGAGGAGCAGAAGUCGCGCUGCGACGCCGACCGAGGCAGGGCCGAGCACCGUGAAGCAACAGCCGUUCUCUCCUGCUAUCGCUGCAGACAAAAAGGGAAAACAGCGAGCAGAACGACAAAUGGAUGUCGCAGGUGCAUUCACACAGAACGCCGAAGCUCAGAGGUCCAAGAAGGAGAAGAAGAAGGUCAAAAAGAAACGGCAGUCAGUUGUGCCUGUGGUCAAGCUCUCUGGCUUUGGAUCCAAGGACGAUCCAUUCACGCUGGAUGAUUCUGACGACGAUGCUGGGAAAGCCUCUGCAACUGCUCCAGUGGGAGGGGUGUCGUGGGCAGAGUCUAACUUGAACCCCCCUUCAACAGUCACCGCCACUGCCACUGCGCCAUUGCCUCCCCUUCCUGUCCGACCUCCGGCCCCACCACCGACUUUGGUAGCCACCUCUUCGACCACUGCCACCACAGGUGGAACUAAAGCCCCUGCACUCGAACCUGCUGUCUCCACAUCGACUGCUAUCGGCUCAAGCGUGAAGGAUGCCUCAAAGGGAUCCAAGUUGAAGGAGCUAUUAGAGCAAGAGCGCAGUCGCGUUGCUGCUUCCACCCCUGUCCCCAUUCCUCGACCGGCUUCUCAGGCCCCUGUGACACCUUCGAUUGCGUCUGUGCCUCUAGCACCCACUUCCAACCCCACCGUCAGCCCCGAUAAAAGCUUCACCGAAACCCGCGGCGGUGAAUCCCGAGGUUCAUCUGAAGAACAAGAGAGCAGGGACACUUCGGCCAAGAGUACACCAUCUUCAGCUGUGGUUUUGCCGUCGUCAGCGACCAAGGCCGUUCCUGUACUGGGAACGAGCAUGACAACUGCUGUGGGCGUGCAUAGCCGGGAGGAAGGGAUGGAGGAUGAGGAUGAUGAUCUUCCUACGCUUCCAUUGACUGGACCUGAAGAAGUGGGCACCAGUGAUGAGAAUGCCGCUAUGGAGGUUGACGACCUGUUGGUACCUUCACGGCAAUCGUCUGCUGAGAUUGAGGACAUCACGGUCGCCCUUGGAAGCCAAGAUAUUGCGAACGGAGAGCCCAGUCGACAACCCUCUUCAGAUGAAGAUGAAGGGUCACCCUCCACACCAGAAGACCAGGACAACAGUGAAUUCGAUGUUGCUAAUGACGAGGACGAUGAUGAUGAACUGGCCCUUGUUCCUGGCCAACCACCUCCACCUCUCGAAUCCAAGACCGCGCGCAUUGAGAAGUUCAAGGCCGCAGCGGUGACGACACCAGCACGUACAGGCGCGUCCGGAUUCCAACAGCUCACAUUCCACGACUACCGCCUCCACCUCCAAAACACCCCUUUCGAGGUCUACUACGCACGCGACCUUCCCCAUUCUCUUCAAGACGGGAUUAACAACACGAAAGACAUGCACCUCCUCGCCGGUAUGCGCGACCUCUUCAAAGCCUUCAUCCAAGAACACACUGUGCAAGACGAGCCCGACGCUCCUCCCAUCGACAUCAUCAACAACAUCGACGACGAGCCGGCCCCGCCCUGGGAGUUCCACUACUCGAACCAGAUGUGGCAUUCGGACAAUGUUCCCCCGCCUGACGUGAAGAAUCUCGAGGGGUGCGAUUGUGUAGGCAGGUGCACCAAGUCGUGUGCGUGUCUGAGGAGGCAGAAGAAGCUUUUGGACCCAGAAGGCCCGCCGGGGCAAGUGAAUGAUUUCAUGUAUGACAAGAAGGGGAGGUUGAGGCAUCCAGAGUUCCAGGAGCCGAUCGUGGAGUGUAAUGCGCUUUGUGGGUGCGAUCAGGACUGUGUCAAUCGGGUGGUACAGAAUGGGAGGAAGGUGCAGGUCUCCAUUCAGAAGACCAAACAUAAAGGAUGGGGAGUGUUCGCUGGUCCAAAGAAGAUACCCAAGGGAACAUUUUUGGGCGUGUAUUCUGGCGAGCUGUUGACUGAUGAGGAGGGUGACGAGCGUGGCAAGGUGUAUAACAAGUUCGGACGCACAUACCUGUUCAACCUUGACUUUUGGUUCCUCAAAGCGAAUUUGACACCGGAAGAAGCAGAGGAAUGGGACAACAAAUACGUCGUGGAUGCGUUCAAUGUUGGGAAUAACCACUCCUGUGACCCCAACUGCAAGAUCCACCCAUGCUUUAUCAAUGAGGCGAACAAAGAGAAACCCCUCCUCACCGUUUUUACCGACCGCGACAUCGACCCUUACGAAGAGAUCUGCUUCAACUAUACUGGUAUGGAUGCGGAUGAGGCAAAGGCGAGGGUGAGCGAGAUGGCAAAGACUGACAAGAUUUAUGAACCUUGCAUGUGUGGCGCGAAGAAUUGUUGUGGUGUUAUGUUCGAGUAG